Photinus pyralis (common eastern firefly) is the source of this 1813-nucleotide messenger RNA. Its product is annotated as tRNA (guanine(37)-N1)-methyltransferase. Gene Ontology annotation, biological process: mitochondrial tRNA methylation; tRNA N1-guanine methylation. NCBI's taxonomy places the organism in Eukaryota, Metazoa, Arthropoda, Insecta, Coleoptera, Lampyridae. Gene Ontology annotation, cellular component: mitochondrial matrix; cytoplasm. The record is from RefSeq and is a predicted model, not a curated record. The transcript is spliced from 4 exons. The coding region runs from base 69 to 1436 and encodes 455 amino acids.
UAUGUACUAAACAUUCGCAAUUCGCACGUGUCGGUGCGAAAACCUAACCUAAAAAGUAAAUAGUUCGAAUGAAAAUAUUUAGUAUUUUUCGUUGGUAUUUCAACCUACAUUUAAAAAAUACGAUGCCAACAACAAACAGUGGUGUUAACCUUCCGAAAUGUGUUCGAAACAUGACCAUUCUAGACAAAUCAAAGUUCGAUACGGAUAUAACAGUACCGAUUAUUCACCUACGUCAAGCGCAUGUAUCGGAUGUAAUGCCCUACCUUAAAAAAUACGGCCUCCGAAUUAGACAUCUAAAACCGCUACAAACAUGCACUGAUAACAAUCAAAAGUAUAUGCUGCUAAAUCGUAACAUUCAAACCUAUUCUGCAAUGGACGAGUGUGAUCGAGAGGGUUUAAAAAAACACUCGAUAACCGAAGAGAAUUUUGACACUGUUAACUUGCGAUUAACGUACGAUAAUUUUCAUGCUGACGAAAUUUUUAGAGCCAUUCUUCCGGAGAACCAGGACGGUUUCUCUAGCUUUUCACAAGUGGGUCACAUCAUCCAUUUGAAUCUUCGUGAACACUUGUUACCAUUUAAAAGUAUUAUUGGUGAAGUUUUGUUGGAAAAGACGCCGAGAACUCGUACUGUUGUAAAUAAAGUAGAUAUGAUUGAGAAUACGUAUCGUAACUUUCAAAUGGAAAUUAUUUGUGGCGAUCCGGAUAUGACGGUUCAAUUAAAGGAGAAUCGGUGCCAGUUUGAAUUUGAUUUCUCUCAAGUGUAUUGGAAUCCUCGAUUAAGCACGGAACACGAGCGAAUUGUGGAUAGUUUAAGUAAAGAUGAUGUUGUGUUUGAUGUUUUCGCUGGGGUGGGUCCAUUUUCUAUUCCGGCUGCGAAAAAAGGAUGUAUUGUUUACGCAAAUGAUUUAAAUCCCGAAUCUUACAAGUGGCUUUUGCAUAAUGCGAGAAAAAAUAAAGUUAAUCUCAGUGCGUAUAACAAAGACGGUCGAGAUUUUAUUAGAGAAGACUUAAAAGAUCAAUUAAUUAAAUACGUUAAUAAACAAAAUAUUACAAUCAUAAUGAAUUUACCCGCACUAGCUGUAGAGUUUUUGGGUGGCUUUUUAAAACUGUACGAUGGGAACGAGAUUGGAGAUUUGCAUAAACCUCCAAUUCUUCAUGUUUAUUGCUUUACAAAAGGAGAGGAUGUGACCGGUAUUGCAAAAAAAUUGAUAACUGAACAAUUUAAGUUUGAUGUUGAAGAUAAAAUUUUAAAUAUAUUCAGAGUUCGUACUGUCAGUAAUUUCAAAGAAAUGGUUCGAGUCACUAUUAAACUAGAUAAAGAGAUUUUAACUAAUGAGAAUGUCAAAAGAAGCUGUUCCCCUUCUCUAGACAAUGCCUCGAAAAAAAGUCGUCAUGGGAAAGAAGAACAAAACGAAACAAAUAAAGAAUGUGAUUAAGGUGGUCGGUGGUAGGAGUGGAAAAUCAAAAAAUAAGGCAAAACCUGUUAGUGGACACCUUAAGCGGAUCAAUUUUCAAAAUAAAUCUAAAAUAUUAGAGAUUGAUAAACACUUGGUCGAAUUUCAUGACAGACUACAAAAAAAUUCGUCAACAGAAGCCAAAACUUCUGAGCCUGUAAAAAAAUUGGAGGAAGACAUCUCUAAGAACGUUGAAGACUUUGUUAACCUCGAAAGAGCUUCAGAAGAAACGAUUGUUGAAUUAGAGGAUAUGCAAUUAUAAUAGACAAUUAAAUAUAAUAAUGUACAUUGUUCUAAUUUUGUUAAUUAUUCCUUACGCAUAACUUUUGAUGUAUAGUUAAUAAUAAUAUUCUUGAAAA